GUUGAUAAAAACGAUUUUGUGCAUAUCAUUUUCAUUAUUAUUGAAAUAAGCAGCUAAAAGCAAAGGUAUGGUUAAUCUGCUCGAUACUCUUAUGAUUAAUACGGUGACGGAGGGAGCUGUGAAUGUUUUACGCAACAUAGGUGUGUUUCAAAGUAAACCAGUCGAAGCUCCUAAGCCGAUCGUUAUCAGGAUGUCGUUAUGGCAGCUUGCUCAGGAAGCUGGGCCUUUUGUGCGCCUGGCGGGGCUCAGUGGGGCCAGCGCUGUCGUUCUCGGAGCGAUGGGAGCUCACCGCACCUUCCCCGAAACGGAAACAAAGGAAGAUCUCAAGAAAAUAUUUGAAACAUCCAACAGAUUCCACUUCCUCCACACCCUCGCUCUCAUGACGGUGCCACUUUGCAGAAGACCCUAUAUAGCUGGGUCUUUUUUCAUAGUUGGUAUGGGUCUUUUCUGCGGCACAUGCUACUACCACGCCUUCACCGGUGAAAGGCGUUUACGUCGGCUUACUCCGAUUGGAGGUUCCUGCCUCAUUCUCGGCUGGUUGGCAAUGGUACUUUAAGAUUUUGGUGUUUUUGUAGUCACUAUCUAUUGUUCGCUAUUGGUUAAGGGAAUGUAGCGGGAAGGGAGUGAUAGUAAAGUCAUUCCAAUUAUUUUGAUUUUAUUAGACGUGAGAAUUAUGUGACAAAGUAAUGUUAAAUGUACUGUACCAUAUUAUAUAUAUUUUAAGAGUUACUUAGUUACCCACAAACAACUUUUUCGUGUAAAUAAUACAAUGC
This is a messenger RNA of Aricia agestis (brown argus), 773 nucleotides long. Its product is annotated as transmembrane protein 256 homolog. The coding region runs from base 68 to 556 and encodes 162 amino acids. The record is from RefSeq and is a predicted model, not a curated record. Lineage: Eukaryota; Metazoa; Arthropoda; Insecta; Lepidoptera; Lycaenidae. The transcript is spliced from 3 exons.